UCCUAGCCAGGGCUUAAUCUAGCUAGUGCUGCCUUUCUUUAUUAUUUCAUAUCUCUCUCUCUCUCUGAUUUUUUCAUCUAUUUAAACUUAUUCCCCAAUUCUUAUCUAUCAUUGGCUGCACUAACACUGCUUUUAGAGCAUAAUACUGCUUUUAGAGAGAGAUGGGACAUCACUCGUGCUGUGACAAGAAGAAGGUGAAUAGAGGACUAUGGUCACCGGAGGAAGAUGAGAAACUCAUCAACUACAUUUCAAACUAUGGCCAUGGUUGCUGGAGCUCUGUCCCAAAUUUUGCUGGCCUGCAGAGAUGUGGAAAGAGCUGUAGACUAAGAUGGAUAAAUUAUCUCAGACCUGACUUAAAACGUGGGCGCUUCUCUUCAGAAGAAGCGGCCCUCAUCAUUGAACUUCAGGGCAUUCUAGGAAACAAGUGGGCUCAGAUAGCCAAGCAACUACCAGGAAGAACAGAUAAUGAGGUCAAGAAUUUUUGGAAUACAAGCAUAAGGAAGAAGCUAAUUUCUUAUGAUGGUCCUGCAAUAGCCACCUUUCCUGAUGUGCACUUUAAUGGUAACUCUGAGGAAGGUCUUUUCUCUCUAAAUGCAAACCCUAAUUGGAUCCUAAACUCUCAGCAAGACCAACUAUACCUUCCCACUCCAACCCCAAAUUUGCAAGGCUUUGAUCAUGGUGAUCUUAAAUUAGAGCAAACCAAUUAUGGUGCCAAUUUGGUUCAAUUUCCACCCCCAAUGGCACCACCAUCAAAUUCUUCCUCCUAUGAUCCACUCUGGUCAUUAGGAUAUUUGCCUCAUGAAAAUUUUGAUCCUAAUCAAGAACAUCAAAAUUUCAGCAGUAGUGGAGCAACACAACAUUAUAUUGGUGAUAAGCUUAUUGGCCUAAGUAUCGCAACACCAAAUUAUGAUGAGGAUCCAUUAAUAGUGCCCAUGAUUCCAAAUCCUUGUGAGAUUUUUAAUGGUAAUUUUGAUCCUAAUCAAGAACAUCAAAAUUUCAGCAGUAGUGGAGCAACACAACGUUAUAUUAGUGAUAAGCUUAUUGGCCCAAGUAUGGCAACACCAAAUUAUGAUGAGGAUCCAUUAACAGUGCCCAUGAUUCCAAAUCCUUGUGAGAUUAUUAAUGGUAAUUUUUGUGGCAUGUCUUACUGAUCAUCUGCUUCACUAGAACUUGACCCACUUGCUAGACUCCCACAUUUUCCAGUUGGUUGUAAUUAUCCUUAUGAUCCACACGUGCCUAGCAAUCAUAUGGAGUACAUGGAUGCCAUCAUGUCAUCAUCGUUACCAUCAGCAUCAACAUUGUCAGCAUUAUCAAGCGGCGGCCAAUUUGCCAUAAACCCUAAUCUUCCUUCAAGCUGGGAGACUUAGACAGGGUACUCUUUUGGAGUUAGGUUCUAUUUAUUAAUUGACGGGCCUAUUAUUGAUACAAUGCAUUUAUUUCUUUUUAUG
Molecule: messenger RNA, 1448 nt
Organism: Quercus robur (English oak)
Lineage: Eukaryota; Viridiplantae; Streptophyta; Magnoliopsida; Fagales; Fagaceae
Product: transcription factor MYB26-like
Exons: 3
Coding region: 162-1151 (329 amino acids)
Source: RefSeq, a predicted model, not a curated record